UUGUAAGAUUCAACUUCGCAUACAAUGGCUUUGAAUAAAAUAUUAUUAUUACUUUUAGUAGCAUAUUGUAUGGUCUUAUUUCAAGAAUCGAGAGUCGAUUCCAAACCUAUUGGAUCUAAAUUACGAGAAAAGCGUGGAUUUCUUGAUCUAUUCUUCCCACCCAUCCAGGAGAUAGUGGUUGAACACCACGUGCCGUACUAUCCGCCUGAUUAUGUGAUCGAAGAACACUUUUUGUGUUGUAAUGANCUCUGGAGGUAUGCCAACGAAGACUACAAGUUAGGCGACACCGGGAUUACUAUCAAAAAGGGUCAACGCAUCGAAAUACCCAAUCAUGGGAUCCAUCACUUGGAGGAGUACUUCCCGAACCCAAAGACCUUUAGUCCCGAAAGAUUUUUGCCCGAAAAUAGACAUAAAAUAGUUCCGUAUAGUUAUACACCUUUUGGUGGGGGUCCCCGACAUUGCGUGGGAAUGAGGUUCGCGUUAAUGGAGGCUAAGCUGGGAUUAGCACAUAUUAUGAAGAAUUAUAAAUUUAUCACAACAACUAAUACAGAUAUCCCGGUGGCGUUGCCCAGGAAUUCCAUAAUACACGCCCCCCUUAGGGUCAUCGUAGGCAUACAGAAGCGAUAA
This is a messenger RNA of Oppiella nova, 627 nucleotides long. Lineage: Eukaryota; Metazoa; Arthropoda; Arachnida; Sarcoptiformes; Oppiidae. The record is from the annotation of a GenBank genome assembly.